AUGGCGCCGCCAACUUUUGCUGGUAUGUCCGGGCGGAAACUGUCCUGGACUGUAUCAACCAUUGCGACUAUGGGGUUUUUGCUGUUUGGCUAUGAUCAGGGUGUGAUGUCUGGCAUCAUCUCCGACCCGGCAUUUAACAACAUCUUUACAGCAACCAAAGACGACAACACCAUGCAAGCGACUGUGACAGCUGUUUAUGAAGUCGGUUGUCUGUUCGGCGCUAUCUUCGCCUUGAUCUUCGGCGAGAUCCUCGGGCGCCGGAAAAUGGUCAUCUGCGGCGCAUCGGUGAUGAUCGUUGGAGUGAUUAUCCAAGUCACGUCAUUCCCGGACUCACUUCCUCUGCUCCAGUUCAUCUUCGGUCGUGUCAUCACAGGAAUUGGCAAUGGAAUGAAUACGUCAACCAUCCCGACGUAUCAAGCCGAAUGCUCCAAAACGAGCAAUCGAGGUCUGCUGAUCUGCAUCGAGGGAGGCAUUAUUGCUAUUGGGACCAUGAUCGCCUACUGGAUCGACUUUGGCGCACACUACGGGCCAUCAGACCUGGUCUGGCGGUUCCCGAUCGCCUUUCAGAUUGUUUUUGGCAUCGUGAUUAUCGUGGGCAUGCUGCAUCUCCCUGAGUCGCCACGGUACUUGAUUGCGCAGGAUCGUAUCGCGGACGGCGAGAAGGUCCUGGCCGCGCUAGCAGGUACGGGGAUCAAUGAUCAUCAUACGCAGCUGGAGAAGCAUUUGAUCAUUGACUCGGUCCGAGCUUCCGGUGCCGAAAAAGCCAGAUUCAGAGACCUCUUCACCGGAGGACCAUCGCAGCACUUCCGCCGGAUGAUUGUUGGCUCGUCCUCGCAGGUUUUCCAGCAGAUCUCCGGUUGUAAUGCAGUCAUCUACUACUUGCCGGUCCUCCUGGAAGACUCAAUCGGCCAAACGCACGACUUUGCUCUGCUCAUUGGCGGCGUCAACAUGAUCUGUUACGCGAUCUUCGCAACAUUCUCCUGGUUCUUCAUCGAAAAGAUCGGCCGGCGCAAGCUCUUCCUCGGAGGAAGUUUCGGCCAGUGCGCAGCGAUGAUUAUCGUCUUCGCGUGCCUGAUCCCUGGCGACGCGCAGACAGCCAAGGGCGCAGUCUUCGGUCUCUUCCUGUACAUGUGGUAUGUCACCAACCCCUGCUCCUUUCCUGACCCCAAAGUUCCCCAAUUUGUACUGAUGUCCAAAUCAAGUUUCUUCGGCGCGACCUGGCUCCCCCUUCCCUGGCUCUACCCCGCCGAACUCUCCCCCCUCAGGACCCGCGCAAAAGCAAACGCCAUCUCAACCUGCAACAACUGGCUCUUCAACUUCACCGUCGUCAUGAUCACCCCCGUGAUGAUCGAGCACAUCGGCUGGGGCACGUACCUCUUCUUCGCGGCCUGGAAUGCCUUCUUCAUCCCCGUCAUCUGGUUCUUCUACCCCGAAACCGCGGGCCGGAGUCUCGAAGAAAUCGAUCUGAUUUUCGCCAAGGGCUUCGUGGAGAAAAUGAACUACGUGCGUGCUGCGAGGGAGCUGCCGCGGCUUUCGGACGAGGAGAUCGAGGCCAAGGCCGCCGAGUACGGGAUUCUGGACAAUAAUGAGAAGACUGAGGAGAGAGUUAUGGAGAGGGAUCCGGCCGCGACGGCGGAGUUUUCGUCUUUCCAGCCUACUCAGCUAUAA
This is a messenger RNA of Aspergillus viridinutans, 1668 nucleotides long. RefSeq names its product putative MFS monosaccharide transporter. The transcript is spliced from 4 exons. Lineage: Eukaryota; Fungi; Ascomycota; Eurotiomycetes; Eurotiales; Aspergillaceae. The coding region runs from base 1 to 1668 and encodes 555 amino acids. Gene Ontology annotation, molecular function: carbohydrate:proton symporter activity. Gene Ontology annotation, biological process: carbohydrate transport; transmembrane transport. The record is from RefSeq and is a predicted model, not a curated record. Gene Ontology annotation, cellular component: membrane.